AUGCGUCAAGGGGGGCAAGGAGGCGACAAGGGGAGCAAGGAGGCGACAAGGGGGGCAACGAGGCGACAAGGGGGGCAACGAGGCGACAAGGGGGGCAACGAGGCGACAAGGGGGGCAAGGAGGCGACAAGGGGGGCAAGGAGGCGACAAGGGGGGCAAGGAGGCGACAAGGGGGGCAAGGAGGCGACAAGGGGGGCAAGGAGGCGACAAGGGGGGCAAGGAGGCGACAAGGGGGGCAAGGAGGCGUCAAGGUGGGCAAGGAGGCGACAAGGGGGGCAAGGAGGCGACAAGGGGGGCAAGGAGGCGACAAGGGCGGCAAGGAGGCGUCAAGGGGGGCAAGGAGGCGUCAAGGAGGCGACAAGGGGGGCAAGGAGGCGACAAGGGGGGCCGGGAGGCGACAAGGGCGGCCGGGAGGCGACAGGGGCGGCCGGGAGGCGACAGGGGCGGCAGGGAGGCGACAGGGGCGGCAGGGAGGCUACAAGGGGGGCAAGGAGGCGGGAGGCGGGGAAGGGAGGGGCGAGUGGCGAGUCAGGGAGGGGCGAGUGGCGGGGCAGGGAGGGGCGAGUGGCGGGGCAGGGAGGGGCGAGUGGCGGGGCAGGGAGGGGCGAGUGUCGGGGCAUGGAGGGGCGAGUGUCGGGGCAUGGAGGGGCGAGUGUCGUGGCAAGGGGACAGGGCGAGAGGCGGGGCAAGGGGGCGACAAGUGACGGGGCGAGAGGCGGGGCAAAGGGGCGACAAGGGACGGGGCGAGAGGCGGGGCAAGGGGGCCACAAGGGACGGGGCGAGAGGCGGGGCAAGGGGCGACAGGGGGGCGGGGCGAGAGGCGUGGCAAGGGGGCGACAGGGGGACGGGGCGAGAGGCGGGGCAAGGGGGCGACAGGGGGACGGGGAGAGAGGCGGGGCAAGGGGGCGACAGGGGGACGGGGGUGAGAGGCGGGGCAAGGGUGCGACAGGGGGACGGGGGCGAGAGGCGGGGCAAGGGGGCGACAGGGGGACGGAGCGAGAGGCGGGGCAAGGGGGCGACAGGGCGACGGGGAGAGAGGCGGGGCAAGGGGGCGACAGGGGGACGGGGGGUGAGAGGCGGGGCAAGGGUUCGACAGGGGGACGGGGGCGAGAGGCGGGGCAAGGGGGCGACAGGGGGACGGGGGCGAGAGGCGGGGCUAGGGAGCGACAGGGGGACGGGGCGAGAGGCGGGGCAAGGGAGCGACAGGGGGACGGGGCGAGAGGCGGGGCAAGGGGGCGACAGGGAGACGGGGCGAGAGGCGGGGCAAGGGGGCGACUGGGGGACGGGGCGAGAGGCGGAGCAAGGGGGCGACAGGGGUCGGGGCGAGUGGCGGGGCAAGGGGGCGGGGACGGGGGCGAGAGGCGGGGCAAAGGGGCGAGAGGCGGGGCAAGGGGGCGACAGGGGGACGGGGGCGAGAGGCGGGGCAAGGGGGCGACAGGGGGACGGGGGCGAGAGGCGGGGCAAGGUGGCGACAGGGGGACGGGUGCGAGAGGCGGGGCAAGGGGGCGACAGGGGGACGGGGGCGAGAGGCGGGGCAAGGGGGCGACAGGGGCGCGGGGGCGAGAGGCGGGGCAAGGGGGGCGACAGGGGGACGGGGGCGAGAGGCGGGGCAAGGGGGCGACAGGGGGACGGGGGCGAGAGGCGGGGCAAGGGGGCGACAGGGGGGCGGGGCGAGAGGCGGGGCAAGGGGGCGAGAGGCGGGGCAAGGGGGCGACAGGGGGAUGGGGCGAGAGGCGGGGCAAGGGGGCGACAGGGGGACAGGGUGACAGGGGGACAGGGGGACGGGGCGAGAGGCGGGGCAAGGGGGCGACAGGGGGACAGGGGGCGGGGGCGAGAGGCGGGGCAAGGGGGCGACAGGGGGGACGGGGCGAGGCGGGGCAAGGGGGCGACAGGGGGACGGGGCGAGAGGCUGGGCAAGGGGGCGACAGGGGGACGGGGAGAGAGGCGCAGCGAGAGGCGCGGCAAGGGGGGCGACAGGGGGACGGGGCGAGAGGCGGGGCAAGGGGGCAACAAGGGGGCAGGGAGGCGACAAGGGGGCAGGGAGGCGACAAGGGGGCAGGGAGGCGACAAGGGGGGCAACGAGGCGACAAGGGGGGCAAGGAGGCGACAAGGGGGGCAAGGAGGCGACAAGGGGGGCAAGGAGGCGACAAGGGGGGCAAGGAGGCGACAAGGGGGGCAAGGAGGCGACAAGGGGGGCAAGGAGGCGUCAAGGGGGGCAAGGAGGCGUCAAGGGGGGCAAGGAGGCGUCAAGGGGGGCAAGGAGGCGACAAGGGGGGCAAGGAGGCGUCAAGGGGGGCAAGGAGGCGUCAAGGAGGCGACAAGGGGGGCAAGGAGGCGACAAGGGACGGGGCGAGAGGCGGGGCAAGGGGGCGACAAGGGACAGGGCGAGAGUCGGGGCAAGGGGGCGACAGGGGGGCGGGGCGAGGGGCGGGGCAAGGGGGGCGACAAGGGACGGGGCGAGAGGCGGGGCAAGGGGGCGACAAGGGACAGGGCCAGAGGCGGGGCAAGGGGGCGACAGGGGGGCGGGGCGAGAGGCGGGGCAAGGGGGCGACAGGGGGACGGGGCGAGAGGCGGGGCAAGGGGGCGACAGGGGGACGGGGAGAGAGGCGGGGCAAGGGGGCGACAGGGGGACGGGGAGAGAGGCGGGGCAAGGGGGCGACAGGGGGACGGGGAGAGAGGCGGGGCAAGGGGGCGACAGGGGGACGGGGAGAGAGGCGGGGCAAGGGGGCGACAGGGGGACGGGGGUGAGAGGCGGGGCAAGGGUACGACAGGGGGACGGGGGCGAGAGGCGGGGCAAGGGGGCGACAGGGGGACGGGGCGAGAGGCGGGGCAAGGGAGCGACAGGGGGACGGGGCGAGAGGCGGGGCAAGGGGGCGACAGGGGGACGGGGCGAGAGGCGGGGCAAGGGGGCGACAGGGGGACGGGGCGAGAGGCGGAGCAAGGGGGGCGACAGGGGGACGGGGGCGAGAGGCGGAGCAAGGGGGGCGACAGGGGGACGGGGGCGAGAGGCGGGGCAAGGGGGGCGACAGGGGGACGGGGGCGAGAGGCGGGGCAAGGGGGCGACAGGGGGACGGGGCGAGAGGCGGGGCAAGGGGGCGACAGGGGGACGGGGCGAGAGGCGGGGCAAGGGGGCGACAGGGGGACGGGGCGAGAGGCGUGGCAAGGGGGCGACAGGGGGAAAGGGGGACGAGCCGAGAGGCGGGGCAAGGGGGCGACAGGGGGAAAGGGGGACGAGCCGAGAGGCGGGGCAAGGGGGCGACAGGGGGACAGGGGGCGGGGGCGACAGGCGGGGCAAGGGGGCGACAGGGGGACGGGGGCGAGAGGCGGGGCAAGGGGGCGACAGGGGGACGGGGGCGAGAGGCGGGGCAAGGGGGCGACAGGGGGACGGGGCGAGAGGCGGGGCAAGGGGGCGACAGGGGGACUGGGCGAGAGGCUGGGCAAGGGGGCGAGAGGGGGGCGGGGCGAGAGGCGGGGCAAGGGGGCGAGAGGGGGGCGGGGCGAGAGGCGGGGCAAGGGGGCGAGAGGGGGGCGUGGCGAGAGGCGGGGCAAGGGGGUGACAGGGGGACUGGGGCGAGAGGCGGGGCAAGGGGGCGACAGGGGGACGGGGGCGAGAGGCGGGGCAAGGGGGCGACGGGGGGACGGGGGCGAGAGGCGGGGCAAGGGGGCGACAGGGGGACGGGGCGAGAGGCGGGGCAAGGGGGCGACAGGGGCACAGGGGGACGGGGGCGAGAGGCGUGGCAAGGGGGCGACAGGGGGACGGGGGCGAGAGGCGGGGCAAGGGGGCGACAGGGGGACGGGGCGAGAGGCUGGGCAAGGGGGCGACUGGGGGACGGGGCGAGAGGCUGGGCAAGGGGGCGACAGGGGGACGGGGCGAGAGGCGCAGCGAGAGGCGCGGCAAGGGGGCGACAGGGGGAUGGGGCGAGAGGCGGGGCAAGGGGGCGACAAGGGGGCAGGGAGGCGACAAGGGGGCAGGGAGGCGACAAGGGGGCAGGGAGGCGACAAGGGGGGCAAGGAGGCGUCAAGGGGGGCAAGGAGGCGUCAAGGGGGGCUAGGAGGCGACAAGGGGGGCAAGGUGGCGACAAGGGGGGCAAGGUGGCGACAAGGGGGGCAAGGAGGCGACAAGGGGGGCACGGAGGCGACAAGGGGGGCAAGGAGGCGACAAGGGGGGCAAGGAGGCGACAAGGGGGGCAAGGAGGCGACAAGGGGGGCAAGGAGGCGACAAGGGGGGCAAGGAGGCGACAAGGGGGGCAAGGAGGCGACAAGGGGGCAAGUAGGCGACAAGGGGGCAUGGCGAGUGGCGGGGCAAGGGUGUGACAAGGAGGCUAGGCGAGAGGCGAGGUAA
Molecule: messenger RNA, 4341 nt
Organism: Schistocerca serialis cubense
Lineage: Eukaryota; Metazoa; Arthropoda; Insecta; Orthoptera; Acrididae
Exons: 2
Coding region: 1-4341 (1446 amino acids)
Source: RefSeq, a predicted model, not a curated record